This is a messenger RNA of Drosophila takahashii, 5727 nucleotides long. RefSeq names its product WD40 superfamily protein Tusp (gene Tusp). Gene Ontology annotation, biological process: intracellular signal transduction. Lineage: Eukaryota; Metazoa; Arthropoda; Insecta; Diptera; Drosophilidae. The record is from RefSeq and is a predicted model, not a curated record. Gene Ontology annotation, molecular function: protein binding.
UCUGUUAGCAGCGCUGCUAUGUUUAUUUGUUUAUUCGAAAACUAUUAAUAAGUGUAGAAUGUAGAGUAACACUUUCGAGACCUUGGAAAGUUGCGUAGAAUUGUGUUCUUUUUUAGAGAAGCCAAAAAAACUUAUGUUUAACAGAAAGUAACGACUCCGCAGCCCGCAGUAACCAGAAAAUCAAUACCCGUUAACAACAACCGGAGCGCGUAAAUUCCGUCAGUUUGAUAAGAACUAUGCGGACGGAGGAUCCCAUGCGCAGGCGCGCUCUCGCCGCCCCCCUUUUCCCAAGGAAAACGCCUGCUAACUUUCCGGAAUCGAAAUUCUCAGACAGUCCACGUUCGGGCGUCGUUGCAAGCUAACGGUUGUGCUAACGGUACUCCACCAGCGCUGCAUGUGCGUUUGCAUUUGUGUGCGUCUGCCCCCGUGAGUGUGUGAGUGUGACGACAGGAGAGGAGAGGAAAAAAAAUAAGAAGGAAAAUAACAGGAAAUCGGGAAAAAGUAACGGGAACGUCUGCCCCAAAACAGUUGCAAAAACCAACACACUCAUACCGUGGCGAUGCACCAAUUUUUCGGUUGAAAAACUGUAAUUCGAUUGGAUUGGAUCGGUUCAGUUUUCCCAUAGCAGCGGUACACGGUAGCACUUCAAGGAGCAGUCGGAGCAGCCGAGAAGGGGGCGGGGACUUUACAGCAACAUGUGUGUGGCUUAAAUCGGCAUUGAGCAGCUAUAGCUACAUCAAAAAAAGCAAACAGAAUAACCACAACUUGAGGAUACAUAGUUAGUUGGCCUUCGCUUCUGGGCCAUAAAAUGCAUUUACACUUCGAGCGAAACAUCAACACAAAAUGCGACUGCACGAUACUCUCAUUAUCAUGGAUGGGAAAGGUGCCAGAUGAUAUACCCGAGGACGAGGGCUGGAAGCUGAACCGCACCAACUACUACCAGGAGGGAUGGCUGGCCACGGGCAAUGUGCGCGGCAUUGUGGGCGUGACCUUUACCACCUCGCAUUGCCGCAAGAACAUGGACUAUCCGCUGAGGACCAACUACAACCUGCGCGGCCAUAGAUCGGAUGUCAUCUUGGUCAAAUGGAACGAACCCUACCAGAAGCUGGCCUCCUGCGACAGCUCGGGCAUCAUCUUUGUGUGGAUCAAGUACGAGGGUCGCUGGUCCAUCGAGCUGAUCAACGAUCGCAAUACGCCGGUUACCCACUUUUCCUGGUCCCACGAUGGCCGCAUGGCCUUGAUCUGCUACCAGGAUGGCUUCGUUCUGGUCGGAUCCGUGGCUGGGCAAAGGUAUUGGUCCUCCAUGCUCAAUCUGGAGUCGACGAUCACCUGCGGUAUUUGGACUCCGGACGAUCAGCAGGUGUACUUUGGCACCACCCAGGGUCAGGUGAUUGUGAUGGAUGUCCACGGGGCGAUGGUGUCGCAGGUUCAGCUGUCCAACGAUGUGCCCAUCACAUCGAUGGCCUGGUCCUGCGAGAAGUUCAAGAUGGAGGAGGGCGAGGAGGCGGAGCCCGGUGUAACCAAUGCGGCCAAACGCUCCUUUGUCCUGGCUGUAAGCUUCCAGAAUGGAUAUAUCUAUCUGCUUAAGUCGUUCGACGACGUCUCACCCGCACAUAUCAACACUUGCCUUAACGGCGCCCUCGGCAUGGUCAUGGAGUGGAGCAACUCCCGCGAGUUGCUGGCCGUAGCAGGAACCCUUCGCACCGGAUUGGAUGGAUCGAAGCCGGAGGAGAUGGGCCUACCGAGUAGCUACACGAAUCUGGUCAAGUUCUACACGGAAACGGGCACAUGUCUGUAUCAGGCGCACAUACCGUGCAGCACGUCCACCGUUUCGGCCAUCACCUGGGGCCACAACGACAAGCGGCUGUUCAUCGCUACGGGGACACAGGUUCACAUCGCCUGGGUCUCCAGACGGGUGGCCUCCUUGCAGCUUCUCUGCCGUCUGGAAAUCCAGGCGAGCGUCGGAUCCGAGUCGCUGCUGCCACUGCUGCCGUUGCCUUCUAGGAUUAAGUCUCUCAUUGGCAAUCUGUUUGCUCAAACGAUAAGAUGCUGUGUACCUGACCUGAAGUCGCUGCGAGACUUUGUUUCGCGACCACCGCUCUGCUCCACCCGGCUGCACUGCACCAUGAUCCGGCACGAUGACGACUCCAAUCUGAGCUCCGGCACCUGCUACACGCUCUAUCUGGAGUACCUGGGCGGUUUGGUGCCGCUGCUCAAGGGCAAGCGUACCUCGAAAAUUCGCCCAGAAUUUGUGAUCUUCGAUCCUCAGGUUAAUGAUGCCCCCUUGUACUUUCAAUACUCCGCCGAGGCCAAGAGCUCCUCGGGCUCCAGCCAGUCCACCACCACGGGCAACAGUGGACGCACCGACUCCUCGGACAGUGACUACGAGGAGCGAUCCCGCUUUGGCUCGCCGCGAACUCCGCGCAAGAAGCGAGUGCGUCCGAAGAGGCGACAACAGGCCGGCGAUCGUUUGAGCGCCUCUGGUGGCGCAGGGGGCGGAUCGAACGAUCCCGAUAGCCUGGAUGAGCUGGCCUAUGUGGACACACUGCCGGAGGAAGUCAAGCUGGUCGAGGUGACCUCCAACAUUUGGGGUACCAAGUUCAAGAUCCAUGGACUUGCCAAAACCGUCCCAGCCAAUUUAGGCCAAGUAACUUAUAAGACGUCCCUACUGCAUUUGCAGCCGCGUCAAAUGACGCUGGUCAUCACCGAGCUGCGCGACGAUUUUCCACCUGGUCCCGAUCCCAGCUUCAAUCCGAAUAUAUUCUCCGAGGACGAAGAUGAGCAUAGUCAGGUUCAUCAUCAGGUGCUCAAUCAUCACGAUGCAGUGCCGCAGGUGAAUGUGAUCACCACUCAGGAUGGGGCUACGCUGAAGCCACCGAUAAUACCGCAACGUCGCCUCACCGACGGAGCCUCGGCUCCCUUGAUAGCGCCCAUGUCGCCGCGUCCAAAUAGAAUUCUGGCGCGGCACAAGAACUCGCUGACUGUAAAUGGAGGAUCUACCUCUUCAUCGGCGGGUCUGAGUCCUCUGGCGCGAGCCGAGAGCUACGAUGAUGAUUCCUCCAACGAAUCCCAGGAGGCGGGAGCUGCUGCUGCGUCCACCACUGUGCUCCUGCAUCAGGCACCCUCGAAUGGCUCGGGUCCCAGUUGCAGCAAGACCAUUACGCGCCCCAAGACGAUCAGCAGCUUCAAGAACAGCUACAGCCGCUCCAGCUCCAAUUCCAGCUGCCAGUCGCGUCAUGCCAUCUCACCGCUUUAUUGCGAUGGCGCCGUGCCCACGCUGCAGAGUCCCAAGAAUGCAGUGGCUCCCUCGGACAUCAUCUUCGAGCGUCCCGCCGUGCCAGCCGCUGGGCAAACCACCUUGAUGUCUUACUCGAGCAAUGCAGACUAUGCCAACAAUGUGGUUCAGGUGAAGAAUGCUCUGAUGUCGGAGCCCGUGCGUUCGGCCAACAGUCAUGUGAAUCCGGUGCCACUGAAUCUCAAUCUGAAUCUGGAGCGAAUGGAUGCGAGGGUCAAGUGUAUGGCGGCGGCACCCACAACCUCCAAGCGACGUGAGAUGCUGUACAUCGAUGAGGAGACGCAGUCGCCAGUGCCCACGCCGAGUAGCAGCAGCAUGAAGCGCACUCCCACGGUGGUGUCCAUUGCUCCUGCCCUGCCCGACUCCAUCACGCGCAGCUGCAGCGUGGGGUAUCUGGAUUCGGUGGCCAUUACACCAUCGGAUGAGGCGCUUUCUGCCCUGCGCAAGGAUGCGCCGAACAAGCGGCUGAUCCUGGUGGACAAGCGAAGGAAUCGGAGGAAAAGGCAGCAGCAGGAGGAUGCCAGGCGGCACAAACUCCAGCAGACCGGGAAAUCCAAGAGCCUGGACUCCUGCGACCUGCUCUCCCUGCAGACGAAGCUGUCCAGCAAGGAGCACGAGCAGGUGGUGCGCAAGCUGCAGGAGAUCUCCGACAGCAGCGCCUGCAGCAGUGCGGCCAACACGCUGUGCUUCAAGUGCAGGAACAACAUGAGUCCCAGCAGUGCCUGCAAGCGGUGUCAGCCGACGGCGAGCUCUGUUCUGGAUGAGAUUACCGCCGUUGUGGCGACGGUGGAGCCGGUCAAGGAGUCGCCGGUGCAGGCCAAGCCGGCGCCAAAGAAACGCUUCGAUGUCAUCACUAGCUUCACAGACUCGCCGCUCUUUACGCGCAAGCAUCGCUUUGGAAUCGGACGCAGCAAGGACACCUCGGGCAACGAGACCUCCACUCCCUUGCUGGGCAGAAAGCAGGACAAUGGCUUUAGCUUUGUAAAGCAGCUGUCCGAGGUUCGCUGGCGACGCAAGGAGCAGCCAGCCCAGGUAAAUGGCUCGAGUAGUAAUGCCAGCACUCUGGAGCGUCAACAGCAGCCGGAGAUCACGGGAGCGGCCUGUGGCGCCGUGGAGGCCACGCCAGUGGAGGCCAAGGCUUCGGUUUCGCUGCAUACUCAGGCCCUUACCACUUUGGAGAACAUCAUAAGCCGUCUUCGUGAUCUCGACGAGGGUCGGUUAACGCCUCCUUCCACCCCGCAGCGACUGCCAAGGAGUUCUCCCGCCUCGCCGGCGGCCAGCAAAAAGAACAAGCGGCAGCAGAGCAACUCGCCCAUUCGCCACAUUUUAAAUUCACCGCUUUUGAACCGGCGGCAGCGGAAAAAGCAGAGCAUCAUCGAGAGCUCCGAUGAUGAGGGCAACCAGACCAAUGGAUCCGGUGAGGAGAGCAACAACGCGGGCAAUGGCAAGCAGUAUCGCGAUCUGGAGACCUUCCAGAAGGCCCAGCUGCGUCAGAAGCUAAAGCGUGGAAAGAUCGAGCCGAAUGGCAGUGCUAGUUGUGCCAAUCCGGCGCCAGUGCGUCGCGAGUUUGUGAUGCACAACAAGGCGCCCAUGUGGAAUGAGAUGAGCCAGGUGUACCAGCUGGAUUUUGGAGGUCGCGUUACCCAGGAAUCGGCCAAGAACUUUCAAAUAGAGUUUCGUGGCAAGCAGGUCAUGCAAUUUGGACGCAUCGAUGGCAAUGCCUACACCCUGGACUUCCAGUAUCCUUUCUCCGCCCUCCAGGCCUUUGCCGUGGCUUUGGCCAAUGUGACACAGCGACUCAAGUAAUCGGGGAUCAGAGAUAUCGCAUCUUUAAGCAACAUAUUGUCGCCAGCAAUUGCUUUUUUGGCCUAACGCUAUAUAUAUUUUUUAUACCAGACUCGACGAUUAGCGAAAAUUGCUUCUUCAUUUGUAUAUAUUGUAUAUGUAUUGUGGUCUUUAGGUUUCCGAAUACCGUACUUUAGUGAUUAUGUAUGUGAACACGUACCACCACUUGAUUGAAGGUUUUGCAGCAAACUCACAGUCCGAUCCAUUUUUGUGCAAUAUUUGUAUGACAAAUUUUUUGGAUUAAGUGUAGCCAAGAGUGUAAAUGUUAGACGAAGACGAUGACGACGAUGUACGAUGUAUUUUAAAUCAAACUACUAUAACACGAUUAACGAUCAGUCGGUUUUUAACACUAGUUUGUACAAGAGCAGCCUUUUUUGCAUAGAGCUUCGUUUCUCGCUUUACUCGAUUUAAGUGCAAUAAUAAAAACUCCUUUUGUUAACUCCUAGAUCUAAGAUAUAUCUAGAUAUUGGCGAAAACCAGCACUCGAUAAAUUCAUUGUAAUUGUAGGUAAUAAGGACUGAAGUCCGAAUUACUCGAAGCUAGCAUAUUUUUUAUAUGUGUAAACUAAUUGUGAAGCAAGGAAUACA